This is a messenger RNA of Taeniopygia guttata (zebra finch), 2572 nucleotides long. The record is from RefSeq and is a predicted model, not a curated record. Lineage: Eukaryota; Metazoa; Chordata; Aves; Passeriformes; Estrildidae.
GCACGGCCGGGACCCCCUGAGAGCACAGCCGCCAUGGCCCUGCCGGAGUGGCACAUCGCCGUGAAGCUGGCCGAGCAGCCGCUGGCGCCCAAAUCCAUCCUGCGCCUGCCGGAGACCGAGCUGGGCGAGUGCCCGCUGGGCGGCUGCAGCAUCUCGCACCUCAAGCAGCUGAUCACGGGCAAGCUGCAGGAAUCCAUGCCGGACCCCGAGCUCAUCGACCUGAUCUACUGUGGCCGGAAGCUGAGGGAUGACCAGACCCUGGAUUUUUAUGGAAUCCAGUCUGGCUCCACUGUCCACGUCCUGCGCAAAUCCUGGCCUGAGCCUGACCAGAAACCAGAGCCCGUGGAUAAGGUGGCAGCAGUCCGGGAAUUCCGUGUCCUGCACACUGCCCUGCACAGCAGCCCUGCCUACAGAGAUGCUGUCUUCAAGAUGCUGGGAAACAAGGAAUCCCUGGAUCAGAUCAUUGUGGCUACUCCCGGCCUCAGCAGCGACCCCGUGGCUCUGGGAGUUCUGCAGGACAAGGAUCUGUUUUCCGUGUUUGCAGACCCCAACAUGCUGGACACGCUGAUCCCGGCUCACCCUGCCCUGGUGAACGCCAUCGUGCUGGUGCUGCACUCGGUGGCGGGCAGCACGCCCCUGCCAGCCCCGGACACGUCCUCGCGGGCCAUGGCCCUGGGCUCCUACCGGGACAUGCCAGGUGGCUUUCUCUUUGAGGGGCUCUCUGAUGAUGAAGAUGAUUUCCACCAGAGCACGAGGUCCACCCCUUCCAGCAGCACGGCGGGCUCGCGCCCGGCCUCGCUGGGCUACGCGGGGGCGGCGGGGCCCCGGCCCAUCACCCAGAGCGAGCUGGCCACCGCCCUGGCCCUGGCCAGCACCCCCGAGAGCAGCUCCCACACGCCCACCCCGGGCACGCAGGGCCACUCCUCCGGGACGUCCCCGAUGUCAUCCAGUGUCCAGUCGGGGACACCCAUCACCAACGACCUGUUCAGCCAGGCGCUCCAGCACGCCCUGCAGGCCUCAGGGCAGCCCAGCCUCCAGCAGAGCCAGUGGCAGCCCCAGCUGCAGCAGCUGCGGGACAUGGGAAUCCACGACGACGAGCUGAGCCUGCGGGCCCUGCAGGCCACAGGAGGGGACAUCCAGGCUGCCCUGGAGCUCAUCUUUGCUGGGGGAGCCCCCUAAAUCUGCUGCUGCACUGGGGCAGGGCGGAGGACGUGCACAGCUCCCUCCCUUCCCCACAGCCCCAAUCCUCCGGGAUAACCGCGGAUUAGCCGGAGCUGGGAAGCAUUUGCAGGCUCUCCUGGCCACCAGCACAUCCAGUUUGCCUUCCUGCACCACCUAAAUCCUGGAUUUAGGGCUCCUUGCCGUCCCCAAACGCUGCUUUUCGUGCCGCUCCUGAGAUAUUUGAUCCCUCUCUCGACCCGCGUUUGGCGUGAAGCCGUUUUCGCUGCUAUUUCUGCUUCCCAACGCCCCCGGCGAGCUGAGAACUGCCUGGAUUUUUCGGGCUGGAAGUGACUUUUCCCAGAUUUCCUUUCCCAAACGGCAGGGCUUGGCUGGGAGCAGCAGCUCCAGGCACAUGCACUGGCUGCAGCAGAGAAGUUGGCAGCGCCGGCGCUCACGACAUCGCUUCCCUCGCCCCGGCAGAGCCGUGCUGAGCACGGGGGGAGCUGCGGGGAGGGGGAGAGCCUCUGCUGCUUCUUGCACGGCUGGGCAGCGAUGGCAGCUCUGCUGCAGCAGCUCCUGCAGCACAGGGGGAGCUCGGAGGGGGCUGGGAGCGGUGCUGCAGCCGCCCCGGGGCUGCGCCUUCCUGCUCCCAGCCUCAGCUGGAAGCAGUGCUGGCACAUGGGGGGAUGCUCAGGGGCUUUGCAAGGGCAGGGAGCAGCAGAACAACAGGGAAAGUAGAGGGAUAGGUUGGGUGUCAGGGAGGAAUUGUUCCCUCUGAGGGCGGUCAGGCCCUGGCACAGGGUGUCCAGAGAAGCUGUGCUGCCCCUGGCAGUGUCCCGGGAAUGGUGAGAGGUGUCCCUGCCCGUGGCAGGGGUGGCUUUAGGGUCCUUGUCACUAAAUGUGAAGAGACAGAGCAAACUGUUCCUUGUGCUCCAUCCCUGGAGGUGCCCUGGCACCUCCCCCUCCCACAUUUGGAGCAGGAUGGGAUAGUAAAAGGGUUUAAAAUCGUGGGGAUUUAGGGUUAAAAAGAAAAUUAAGCUUAGUAGGCCCUGAAAAGAAAACAAAUACCCUGAGUACAGGAAGACCUUGUACCUUACUAGAACUGCACCUGUGUAGAUAGUACAUAAUAAAUGAUAUAAUUGUUAGAUGUGAUGAUUGUUUAGUAAUUAAAUAUAAUUACUGUUUAAUCGUAAGAAUAAUCAUGAGAAACUGUGGUCAGGGACCUAAGAAAGAUCAUGAGAAACUCAUGUCAAUGUAUCCAAUAGAACAAUAUAAGUGUAAUAAUUAAUAUGUAAGUUAUAUAAUGAUAGAAUGUAAAAUAUGUUCAGCUCGAAAGCCAUGUCAGAGUCAGAUUUGGGUCUGGACCCCUGAUUCCCAGAGCUCUCAAUAAAAGCACCUGCAUGGAAUCAUA